GCCACCCCAGGGCAGGCUGCACGCGUGCCUAGCGUCCCUCAGCACCCAUACCGCCUGGCACCCCCGGCACCGCCACCCUCCACACACACACAAUUAAAAAAAACCUGCAGCCCCCGGUUUCUCUAGAGGAGGCAUAGAGAGAAGCAAAGGCAGGAUGGGACGAGCAGGGAGAAAGCUCCUGCUGCACCGGAGCCACCAGUCCUCGGGAGAGCGCGCCAGCCCCCGCCUGCCUGUGGACUGACUGCAAGGUUACCUAGCAUCCUGGGCCACACAGACGAUGUGGGAUGGAGGUGCCAGAACUCAACUGCCCUGCCUCACCUGCCAGGGAUCAGCCAGCUCUUGCCCCUGGGACUCCAGCGGCCCCAGGUCAGCAGGCCUCACCACACCUGACUCUGGGCCCCAUCAUUCUGCCGCCAGAGCAGAGCCUGGCUCCCACUGUGUUCCUGAAGGCGCUGCCCAUCCCACUGUACCACACAGUGCCUCCUGGGGGUCUCCAGCCACGUGCCCCCCUGGUGACGGGCAGUGUGGACGGGGGCAGCGUACCCUUCAUCCUCAGCCCCCUGCUGCAGCCUGAAGGCCCUGGCCCUGCCCAGGUCGGGAAGCCAGUGACCCCAACGGUCACUGUGAACAUCGUGGGCACCCUCCCUGUCCUGUCACCGGGGCCCACGCUGGGCAGUCCGGGGAAGGCGCGUAAAGCUGGCAAGUACCUGUGCCCACACUGCGGCCGGGACUGCCUGAAACCCAGUGUGCUGGAGAAGCACGUUCGAUCCCACACCGGAGAGAGGCCCUUCCCGUGUGCCACCUGUGGCAUCGCCUUCAAGACCCAGAGCAACCUGUACAAGCACAGGCGCACCCAGACGCACCUCAACAACUCCCGGCUGUCUGUGGGCUCCGACGGUGCGGGGGGCAGCCUCCUGGAGGAGGGCGACAAGGCCGCAGAGACCCCCGGAGCAGCCGGCAGGGGGGACAGUGGGAGCGUCGGUGGGGGUGAUGGGGCUCGAUCAGAGAGACCCCUUUCUCCAGGUGUCCAGGGUUCCGGGCACUGCCUGGUGCCCCCCAUGCAUCUGCCCCCAAUUGCCAAGAGCCUAGAUCUGCAGGCGGAAGCUCUUUUCUGUCCAGUGUCCACACUGGCUGACAGAGAGGCCCCGCUGGACGCUACCCACGCAGCUCCCGUUGGGACCCCCCUGGGCAGCGCUCAGUGCGGGCGCAAGCCGCCGGGGCAGAAGUCUCCCACAGCCAGCAGGGGCAGCCCCCCGCACAGCCUGUUGGAUCACAGUGUAGAGUCCGAGAGGGAGGGCGCCCCACGGCCUGGGGGCGCCAGGGCUGAGCCGGGAGGGCAGGAGCCCAGCCUGGAGCUGGAGAAGCGGCAGCUGGAGGAACGCAUCGCCCGGCUCAUCUCCCACAACCAGGCUGUGGUGGACGAUCCCCAGCUGGACCACGUGCGGCCCCGCAAGACCGUCCUGUCCAAGCAGGGCAGCAUUGACCUGCCCGUGCCCUACACCUACAAGGACUCCUUCCACUUCGAGAUCCGGGCACUGGGCCCGGGACGCAGGAGGCACGGGGCCCUCUGCCCCACCCGCUCCACCUGCAUGGCCUCUGACAGGGUGCAGCCCCUCCUCUUCCACUCUGUCCCCACUCAGCUCUCCACCACCGUCGAAUGCGUGCCUGUCACCAGGAGCCACUCGCUGCCCUUCGUCGAGGGCACCAGGACUUGGCAGGAGCCGCUGGAUCCCCAGGACACCCGUCCCGGGAGGCGGGGGCCUCUGAGCCCCAGGUCUGUCCCCGCCCGACUGGGGGAGGUCCCCGGCAGCCACCCCCGGGCCCUGCCGGACCUGCCUGUGCUGGAGGAGGCGGUGGGGGGCGAGGGCGCAGCCCCUUCUCAGGACGGGAGGACCCCUGCUUGUGGGGACACUUCUGUGGUGGCCAGGCCAGGGCCUGGGGAAAGUCCACCAGCCGCAGGAGGCUUCUUGGUGACCAAGCCCCCCAAGCAGAGGGAGCCAGUGGCCAGAGCAAGAGGCAGUGAAGGGCCCGGGGUGGGCAGGGCCCCGUCACCUCCCGCCCUCAGCAUCCAGGAACCCUGGUGUCUGCACAGCACGAGCUUUGUACUUCAUCCAAAUGGGAGGCCGGAGCUGGGGAGUCAGCUGCCCCCCGUCUCUCGUCCCCUCAAAGGUGGGGACCUGGAGGCUCCCAGGCUGGUUUUUCCAGACCCCAAGCUGGAAGGAGGCCCCAGGAGUGGCGGGGACACCCAGGGGCCCUGGCAGCAGGCCCUCGCGGUCCCGACACCGCCCAGCCGGAGCUCUGGGGAGCCCCAGCCUGCAGGGGACAAGCUGCCCUCGGAGAAGAAGAAGCUGCGGGUGGAGCAGCUGGGGUCUCUGGGAGUGAGAGACCAGGCCCCCGGGGGCCCAGCGCAGGACAGCUCCCCACCCUCCUUGAACCAGGACAGUGACUCUGGGGACAGGCUGCACACGAGUGCCGACGGCAGGGGGGCCUCUGGUACAUCUUUCUCUGCGCCCUUGGUGGCCCUGCGACCUGCGGGGCCCGGGCCCAAGGCGCCGGUCUGUGGUCCUGCAGCUGGAGCCCCUGGGGGCACCGCCUCCCUGCCUGCCCAGCCUUCAGACACCACCUUCCCCCCCAAGUACCUGCUCAGGUUACCGCAGGGAGAGACCCCGCAGCUGCUGGCUGGUGACCCGGAGCGCAGCCAGGGCCCUCUCUGCAGGAGCGAGCUGCCCCAGGACCCGACCUCCUCUGCUGGGCCAGGGCUGGGGACCCUCCCAGCCACCCGCCUGGCCCCAGGUGGAGCCAACAACUUCGGGGAGGACUCCAGCUGGCCCAGGCUGUGGGACAGGAGAAAGGAGGUACCAGGAGAAGAGAAAGGAGAUUUGGACACCAGCACCCCCGCGGCCGGGGAGUCUCCGGGCUGGAGUGUUGGGGUCCCCAGGGAGACAGCCUCUGCCCUGCCCACCCCUCCUUGUGACCCCGGGAGGAGUGAGACCCGAGACGCUGGACAGCUCUGUGUGGGCAGCAUGUGGGCAAGGGCCUGGCCCUCUGGGGGUGUCCUGAGCCCCUGGACACUCAGCAGGGAAGUGGCAGGGUCUCCAGGGCCCCUCGCGGGGCACCGUCCCUGCCGCCCCCUCGAGCCCAGCUCCAUCCUACCGGCCCCCCUGCCCUCGGGCUGCCCUGAGCGGGCCUGGAGCAGGAUCUCCGAGAGCUCGGGCCUCUGCGGGCCCCAGGGCCCCUUCCCCUUGUUGCGGGCCGAGCCCCGGCUCACCUGGUGCUGCUUGAGCGGCAGCCUGCCUCUGCCCAGGGAGCAGAAGGAGAGGGCCACGUCCGCGUACUGGGCGCUGCACUGCCCUGGGAGCAGUGCCCCGGCCCAGGGUGCAGAUGUCCGGCCGGUGAGCAAGGCAGAGUCGGGACGGCGGACUGGGACCAGUCCUGCAGGAGGAGGGGAGACGCAGCCAUGGAAGCUCUCCUGCCCAACAGCCCCAGGGAUGACAUCCGGGGACCCGGGGUCUGAGCCGGGCUGGACGAAGGGACCACCUCGGAGGAGGGCGAAGAUGUGCCGGGGGAGCAGCAAGCAGAAAGCACUGAGAAGGUACAGAGGGAGUUUCUUGCAGGGUCGAGUUCGACUCAGAGCGAGUAGACUACGCAAGCCACUCUGGGUGCUGAGAAGAGACUGCCACCUUCCCCAACUCGAGGGGCUGGACCCACGCAGGACCCUAGGGCAGGCUUCUUCUGAAAUGGCAGGGCUAAGUCUGCAAGGGGAGUCAUCUUGUGCCGCCACAGCAUCACCUCUUGGUUGUGGGGACAGAGAGAAGGAGGAGAAGGCCUGGAGACCAACCCCAGGAGGCAGCUUUCCCAGCACAAGGCCAAGGGCUGUGAGGGACAGAGACACCUGGACUGUGCAGGAUACCGUUCCCUCUGCCGGCGCGUGUGGUGACCGUUGUCCUCAGAACGCUGCAGUGGGGUCAGGACUGGCCCUGCCAUCCGACUCCCGCAUGCACAUGGGUGACCACAGCCUUCCCUCCUGUGGCAAAGGUCUCGACCCGGGGAUGCCUGAGACUCAGCGGCUGCCUUCCCAGGAGCCAGUCUCGGCAGAUCCCAAACCACGCGCUUUCUCAGAAGCUCAGGAGCCUUUAGCCUUUGAGUCCAAAGGAAGCUCUCCCCGCCAUGACACUGCUACCUCUGUGGCUGCCAUUGGUACUUCUCUGGGGACAGGAGGAGGUCACACCACCCCGGGAGCUCCCAGUGCAGAGCCACAAGGCCAAGGCCGGGCUGCAGGGGAGACGCAGACACAGAGCUCCCCUGCCAGCAAAGCUCUGGCCCAGGGCCUGUCUCCGUCACUCUGGCCAGGGAAGCCUUCCCCGGGGCGAAGACUUUCAGGUUCGGUCCCAUCGAGGUCACCUGGGAAAGCUCAUCCUGACACGCCAACCUCAGGGCCAGGACCAGCUGGUUCACAGCAAGAGGAAGGGAGGCCCGAGGUGUGCUGCCUCCCCGGGGGGCAGGAAGAAGGAGCUCCCCCGCCGGGGUGUGCUUUAGAGUGCGGGGAAGUGCUGGCCCCCCGCCCUCCUGCAGGAAAGGACACUGAGGAAACUCCAGAAUCCGGACUAAUGGCUCUGAAGGAUGGUGUGGUUCCCUCAACACCAGGGCAGCCUGCGGGUGCCCAGGAAGCCUCUUCAAAAACCAUCAAGAAGAGGAGUUUGGGAGGAAUGAGGAAGCAGACGCGAGUGGAGUUCAGCGACACCAGCAGCGACGACGAAGACCGGCUGGUGAUAGAGAUCUGACGCUCCCGGGCAGCGGGCGUCUGCGGUCGGACACUGGCCACGCUGCCGUGAAUGCCGUCUGCUGGCGGACUCCCGGGCCCUUGUCAUGAAGCACCAAACGAUUGGGAAAGCCAUGUUGGGUUCUUUCCAAGUCAUCCCCAACCAACUCCAAACCCCUGACUCAGCCUCACCCUUCCCAGACCCCCCUGGGCACACCCCGCUGGUGUCCGCAGGUGCCAGGAAGGGCAAAGGUGGCUGUGACCGCUUGGCACACGCGACUGUGGCUGGACUCCCAGGUAAGCUCUGCCUCAGUCCUCACUGCCUCCUCCGUAAAAUUGCACUAGCCACGGAAGCCACGUUUACCAACAAGGACACCCCACAGAGUCAAGGCAACGAAGUACUCAUUAGCAACUGGGGGUAA
Molecule: messenger RNA, 5181 nt
Organism: Myotis davidii
Lineage: Eukaryota; Metazoa; Chordata; Mammalia; Chiroptera; Vespertilionidae
Gene: ZNF831
Product: zinc finger protein 831
Exons: 8
Coding region: 285-4781 (1498 amino acids)
Source: RefSeq, a predicted model, not a curated record